Molecule: messenger RNA, 1137 nt
Organism: Scedosporium apiospermum
Lineage: Eukaryota; Fungi; Ascomycota; Sordariomycetes; Microascales; Microascaceae
Exons: 3
Coding region: 1-1137 (378 amino acids)
Source: RefSeq, a predicted model, not a curated record
AUGGUCGAAUCCCGCGGGGGAGCUCUCGGGUUCCCGAUGGCCCCGAGGGCCGAAGCCGCCGAGGAUAUCAGCGCCAAGACUCGGGUUUCGGUCUGGCUGUUAACAAGUAUGGCGGGAUUUCUCAUGGGGCUACGCCUGUGUUGCAAGUGGUUGAGGCAUCGUGGUCUCUGGUGGGACGACUACAUUUUGGUCCUCGCAUGGCUCCUCCUCCUCGCCGACUCGAUAUGUGUAUCCAUCAACACCCGCCACGGCCUCGGCCGCCACAUCUCCACCGUCGAUCCCGCCAACUUUGCCGCCCUCGGUCUACUAGGCAAUCUAGCCGCGACCUUCGCCAUCACAGGGGCCAUGUGGUCCAAGACUUCCUUCGGCGUCACGAUACUGCGCCUCACGAGUGAGUGGCCCCGCACGAUCGUCUGGAUCGCCAUUGUGUCUAUCAACAUCUUCAUGGGGAUCAUCGCCAUCAUGACGUGGAUAACGUGUGAUUCUCCUGGGCGGAUAAACGUUUGCGUUGAGACGAAGGUGUACAUCUCGUAUAGCGUAUUCGCCGGGGCGUAUUCGGGGGUCAUGGAUUUGGUGCUGGCUCUGUUGCCGUGGUAUCUGAUUUGGGGGAUGAGGAUGGAUGUUCGGGAGAAGUUGGGGAUUACGGUGGCUAUGAGUCUGGGUGUUUCCGAAGUCGACAUCGUCCCCCUCGUCAUCUGGGGCAACGCCGAAGUCGCCACAACAAUAAUGGCCGCCUCCAUCCCCGUCCUCCGCGUCCUCAUCCGCGACGCAACUGGCGGCAGCUACCCCGCAUCCUCCUCCCUCUACGACCCGACCUCGUCAGGUCCCUCCCACAGGAAAUGGGGCGACUUAUUAUUACGGAGGAAUGCGGGACAAACCUGGGUCUCACCGACGUCCACAGAGAGGUCGGGUCGAUGUCGGGCUCCGGCGAUGUGGCGUGGGGCGAGCGAGGAUUUCAUCCUGCAGGGGUGCGUGAUGCCUGGGGAGGAGGCGUCCGUUGUUGACUCGGAGAGGCUCCAUGGCGGAUUGAGUAAUAAAUCUCCGAAGGGCUGUGAUGUGAGGGUGGUGGAGUUGGGUCGCAGGAGAGGGAAUGAAAGUGACGGGUACGAGAUGGGCAUUGUACGGCGUAUUGUAUAA